CCAGCCAGCAAAAGAGAGACCGUGGGACAAACCCUCCUCCAGAAAGCCCAGCUCAGCGAGCCUAAAAGCUCCUCUGCAGCCUGGCAGCAGAGCCCCCAGGCACCCCGGGAGGGGCCCAGUUUGUUUCCGGAUGCCUCAGACCCUCGGGAUGGCAAAAGCGACACAGAGUCCAUGGAAAACAUGAGCCUGGAUGGCUACAGACCUAGUCCCAGUGGCGUGGGGGGCAGGAGUAACUCCCUGGAGAGAGCCGCCCCUCUCAGAGAUGGAAAACAGGUUGCUGCACCAGCAGGACCUGCUGCCUCCAGCCUGACCCUCCCUAUCCGCUCCAAAAAUGCAUUCUCCGAUGGACGGGAUGCCGCCGUGGGGACUCGCAGCAGCACCUCGGUGGAUGAGCAUGAAACGAUAUUCAAGAAGAAUCCCCGGCGGGUGUUGAGGCCUGCGGACUACACCAAGUCGGUGAUCGACCUGCGCCCAGAGGACUUCAUGGAGGAAGGUGGCUCUUUGGGGGACAGGAGCAAAUCAGUCCCUGGCCUCAACACGGAGCUGGAUGAAGAGGGACCAUCAAGGGAUGCUGCCCCGGCUCAGCCCUGCCGUGUCUUCCAGAGCACGCUGGGGAGCAUGGUCAGCAUUUACAGUGAGGCCGGCGACUUCGGCAACGUCGCAGUCACCGGGGGAAUCUCCUUCUCCCUGAGCUACGAGCAGAAGACACAGACCUUGUUCAUUCACGUGAAGGAAUGUCGCCAGCUGGCCUACGGGGAUGAGGGCAAGAAGCGCUCCAACCCGUACGUGAAGACCUACCUCCUGCCCGACAAAUCCCGGCAAGGGAAACGCAAGACGAGCAUCAAACGCAACACCAUCAACCCCCUGUACAACGAGCUGCUGAAGUACGAGAUUAACAAGUCCCUCCUGCUUGCAAGGACACUGCAGUUCUCGGUCUGGCACCACGAUCGCUUUGGCCGCAACACGUUCCUGGGGGAGGUGGAGGUACCACUGGACACCUGGAACUUCGAGAGUCACCUGGAGGAGUUUCUGCCCCUGCAUGGCAAGAUUGGGGCAGACGCUGCUGGUCUCCACCAGUACAAGGGGGAGCUGGUUGUCUCCAUGAAGUACAUCCCAUCUUCCAAGCACCCAGGGGCCGGGAAUGGUAGGAAGGGCAAAACGGGGGAAGGUGGUGAGCUCCAGGUCUGGAUCAAAGAAGCCAAGAACCUCACGGCUGCCAAAUCUGGGGGGACCUCAGACAGCUUUGUCAAGGGCUACCUCCUGCCACACAAAAACAAAGCCUCCAAGAGGAAGACACCUGUGGUGAAGAAGACCCUGAACCCUCAUUACAACCACACCUUUGUCUACAAUGGCAUCAGCCCCGAGGACCUGCAGCACAUCUGCCUGGAGCUGACGGUCUGGGACCGAGAGCCACUGUCCAGCAAUGACUUCCUUGGGGGUGUCCGUCUGGGAGUGGGCAACGGUAUGAGCAACGGGCAGGCUGUGGACUGGAUGGACUCCACGGGUGAAGAGCUGAACCUGUGGCAGAAGAUGUGCCAGUACCCAGGUUCGUGGGCAGAGGGGACGCUCCAGCUCCGCUCCACCAUGGCCAAGCUGAGGCCGUAGCCUGCGGCCCCGGGUCACGGCCGAGGGCUGGCACUAAGCCACACUCGCUACACGGCCUGGCAGGGCUGCCAAACGUGAGUUGGUUGGGGGUUUUUUUUUUUUGCUUAUACUUUAAUAAACAUGACCUUCUCUAAA
Messenger RNA from Cariama cristata (Red-legged seriema), 1740 nucleotides. It is a transcript of the gene SYTL4, whose product is annotated as synaptotagmin-like 4. Gene Ontology annotation, molecular function: phospholipid binding; neurexin family protein binding. Gene Ontology annotation, cellular component: exocytic vesicle; plasma membrane. Gene Ontology annotation, biological process: exocytosis. NCBI's taxonomy places the organism in Eukaryota, Metazoa, Chordata, Aves, Cariamiformes, Cariamidae. The record is from RefSeq and is a predicted model, not a curated record. The annotation marks the transcript as partial. The transcript is spliced from 12 exons.